Talaromyces atroroseus is the source of this 1149-nucleotide messenger RNA. RefSeq lists its product as hypothetical. The record is from RefSeq and is a predicted model, not a curated record. The transcript has 3 exons. Lineage: Eukaryota; Fungi; Ascomycota; Eurotiomycetes; Eurotiales; Trichocomaceae. Bases 1 to 1149 code for a protein of 382 amino acids.
AUGGAACACGAAACAUCCAACAUGCGCGCGGCCGAUCGCCAUCAUAGCCAUAGGUCUCACACUCGUUCCAUGUCGCCCCGCCGCAACAGUAACGGUCACGACAGGGUUCGCGAUCACAGCCGCAGUCGCAGGCAUCAUCGAAGAUCGCAUUCACCUGGCUACAGCUCAAAGCAUGGCAAUAGACACAGAGAACGGAGACAUCAUCGAUAUGAGCGCAACGAAAUUUCCCCGGUAUCCGCGGCACCCCCUGUCCUGCCGUACAAUACAAGACAACUCUCGAAGCGGGAUCUUUCUCAAUUAGAGCCUCUGUUUGCGAUGUAUUUGGAUAUACAAAAGGGCAUUAUAAUCGAAGACUUGAGUGAAGAGGAAGUCAAGGGGAGGUGGAAAAGUUUUAUCAAGAAAUGGAACCGUGGAGAACUCGCUGAAGGAUGGUAUGACCCUGCCACCUUCGCGAAGGCUAAGGAUAGCUUGGACAAUGAGCGCCCCAAAAGUAUGAACAGAGACUCGGCAUCUUUGAGCCCACCAGAGCCAUCUGGAAAUGAAGAUUCCGUCCCAAAUGAUACAGGAAGAGAUGAGGCUAUGCUAGAAGAUGAAGACGAUGAGGAUUAUGGGCCUAAGCUUCCUCGCGGAGCUCUUACCUCCAGGGGCCUUCCAUCUGGUCCCACAAUACCAAACCUCCAAGACCUAGAGCUUCAGCGCGAACAAGCUCGCGCGGACUGGCAAACUGCCCGCUCGGCCGCCCACGCUCAACACAAAGGGAAUGUUUUGUCCCACAAAAGCCAUCUUCGCGCAUUCGAAGACGAAGUUGCCCCUCGAGCAGAACCCGGUACACACGAGCGCAAAAUGGAGAAGAAGAGGGAGGCAGCAGCAGCAAAUCGGGAAUUCGCAGCCGGCAGAAGAGGGGGUUCCCCGGCGAUGGACGCCGCGCCGGAGGCAGAACUAAUGGGUGGUGGUGGCAAUGAUGAUCUGGAAGCACUGAAAAGGGCGAGAGAGCAUGAGACACGUAAGAAAAACGAGAGAGAAAGACGCCGUGAAGAAAUCUUAAGGGCCAGAAAGGCCGAGAGAGAGGAACGUUUAGCCGAAUACAGGCAGAAGGAAGAGGAGACUAUGGGGUGGUUGAAGGCUUUAGCCAAGCAGCGAUUUGGAUAA